Messenger RNA from Hevea brasiliensis (rubber tree), 420 nucleotides. Its product is annotated as BURP domain-containing protein 3-like. The transcript is spliced from 3 exons. The record is from RefSeq and is a predicted model, not a curated record. Lineage: Eukaryota; Viridiplantae; Streptophyta; Magnoliopsida; Malpighiales; Euphorbiaceae. The coding region runs from base 1 to 420 and encodes 139 amino acids.
AUGGGCAAGAAUACUUUUGGGUGGCCGCCUGCUCCUUCAAUUCCUUUACCAUGGCGUCCUCGUCUCUAUUCAAAGCGACCUCUUUUGGAGCCGAGGGGACCAGUUUCAAACAUUCCCCACAGGCCAAAGUCUCCCAUGAAGAUCUGUGAAAUCCGGCCAGCUGAAGCAGAGAAAAGAAUUUGUGCAAGAGAUAUGGAAUCAAUGCUUGAUUUUGUCCACCGCUCCGUCGGAUCAGAGAGGGACUUCAAAAUUGUGGAAACCAAGCACCCUACAACGCUUUCCUUGGCCAUUAUGACGUUGAACAUGCAAAGAUUGCCAAGGUAUCGCUUGGUGUCGGUGGUGACAAUGGGAGAUAAAGUGGAAGCUAUUGCUAUUUGCCAUAUGGACUCCUCAGGUUGGAGCUUUGAUCAUAUUGCCUGA